CCAAUCAGACUCAUGUUUAGGAAAUAUAACUUUCAUACUUGCAAAUUAAUUAUUUACAAGGAAAUUUAAGGAACUGCAACUGCUGGACCUAAAAUUGUAAUUAAAAUAAAGAAAAAUUGUAAUAAAUGGCGUAUAUUCAAUUACACAUUAUGUUCUAAUAUAAUAAAAAGUUUAUAAACAAAUACACAAAUAGUUAAGGAUGAACGAGACUCCUGUAAAUUUUGGAAAUAUAUGCCGAAUCUGUCUGCAAAGCAGCAAAACUUAUUCUUUUAAAAGUUUAUUUGAAAAUCUACGGAAUGGUACUAUAAGCUCAAAGUUAAUAGCAAUAGCAAACAUAAGCAUAGAUAAAAUGGAUGGGUUUUCAAAACUUAUUUGUUUAAAAUGUACCAAACGAUUGAAUAAAUGCAUUGAAUUUAUAGAAUUAUGUCAACAGUCAGAAAAAAAGUUUAAAGAACUAAAUUCCAAGAAGCUAUGCAACAAAUUAAGUGAGGAUAAGAAAGAAUCUGUUCUGCAAGUAACACAAGAUGGUACAGCGGUAAAAAACAAUGAGACUUAUAAUAAUACAAAAGCUGAAAGGCAACAUCAAUGUACCAUAUGUGGAAAAUUUAUGUCCUCCAGAUAUAGACUUAGAACUCAUCUAGUAACACAUACCAAAGAACGCCCGUUCUCAUGUAAUCAGUGUGAUAAAAGCUUUUCAUUAUCAGAAACCUUGAAUGUGCAUAAAAGGACACACACUGGUGAAAAACCAUUUCACUGUGGAACAUGUGGUAAGGGUUUUGCCCAUUCAGCUGGCCUGAUAGCUCAUAACCGAAAGCAUACUGGUCAGUUACCUUACCAGUGCCAUCUUUGCCCUAAGCAAUUCAGAACUAUAGGCCAUUUGCAAUAUCAUAUAUGUAAACAUACAGGAAAACGAAAUUUUGAUUGUGAUACAUGUGGGCGUGCCUUUAUCACCCGUCAAGAUUUAAAGCAACAUCUCAUGACGCAUGGUGGUGAGAAACCGCAUGUUUGCUGUGUUUGUGGAUUGCGUCUGAGUCGUGCCUCUAACUUACGACGUCACUUAAAACUAGCACAUUCUGAAGAUUCUUCUUUGUUAUUUGAUAAAAACAGUGUUAAAAACCCAGAAUUAUGCAUAAAGGACUAAAAUAUAAUUACUAUUUAACUAUUCACCCUAUCGUUUACUGAAGGGACACAAAGUUUAUUAGACCGUCCACUUUCUAAGUAUAAUCUGAAAUAAAGUUUUAUUACAA
Molecule: messenger RNA, 1247 nt
Organism: Pieris rapae (cabbage white)
Lineage: Eukaryota; Metazoa; Arthropoda; Insecta; Lepidoptera; Pieridae
Product: zinc finger protein 891
Exons: 5
Coding region: 200-1141 (313 amino acids)
Biological process (GO): regulation of transcription by RNA polymerase II
Cellular component (GO): nucleus
Molecular function (GO): zinc ion binding; RNA polymerase II cis-regulatory region sequence-specific DNA binding; DNA-binding transcription factor activity, RNA polymerase II-specific
Source: RefSeq, a predicted model, not a curated record